CGUUACAGACCACUGGUUUACAACAGCACCAAACUACACAUGCGGAGGAGUUCUAACUAAUUCAUCAGGAGUGUUUUCUAGUCCCUUUUUUCCGGGUAUUUACCCUAAUAAUGCAUUUUGCAUAUGGGAAAUCAGAGUUUUGCCUGGACAUAUAGUGGAUCUCUCUUUCCUCUACAUAGACUUGGAAUACCACAGCUCUUGCAUUUUUGAUUCUGUGACAAUAUAUGAUGGGCUGCCAUUGAACUCCCCAGCCCUAGGAAAAAUCUGCUCACCUGGGAACUCCACAUUUAAGUCUUCCUCUAAUGUGAUGGGUGUUGUCUUCCAAACUGAUGGUAGUGUGCAGAAAAUUGGAUUUCAAGUAUUCUACUCCUCAUCAACUAAAAAUACCACCGAACCAGUUAAUUGUGGUGGAAUCCUAACUUAUCCAUGGGGAAUAAUUGAAAGCCCAUCUUAUCCAUAUUCACGCAGCCCUGCUGACUGUGUUUGGCAUAUACAAAGCGCAAACAGUGUUAUUGAGAUAAAUUUCAAUGAUGUUGCGCUUGAAAGCUCUGCUUUCUGUUCAUCUGGAUCUGUAUCUGUAUAUGAUGGAACACCUGCUGGCUCACCGUUAUUGGGAAGAUUUUGUGGAACAGGGGCACGCAGAUUCAAAUCAACAUCCAAUAGUCUAACUGUUGUGUUCAACAGCACAGGAAGCAACAGCAACUAUGUCCGCGGUUUUCAUGCCAACUACGUCUCUAUACUGCAAAAUAAUCAGAGUGUGGCCCUUUAUUGUACAUCAGAUCUCAUGGAAGCUCAGGUUUCAGUACAAUAUCUGCAGUCUUUAGGAUAUUCUACAAAUGAUGUAUUUCUGAAUGAUGCUAAAUGCCGUCCUUAUAGGUCUGGAAAUUGGCUAAUCUUUUACAUUCCAUACAAUCAGUGCGGCACAGUAAAACAGGGUGAUAGAGACACAAUUAGCUAUUCAAAUAUAUUGCAUGGCUACCAUUCUGGUCAAAUUAUUGAACGCAGCAGAGCACUCAACUUGAAUCUCCGUUGCCAGAUGUUCCAAAACACCAUGGUGCACAUCAUGUAUCAUGCACAAGACGUCAUAAAUCAAACGUUGACACAAUAUGGCUUGUACCAUACUUCACUGUACUUUUACCAUUCGCCAAGCUUUACGUAUCCAGUGUAUAACUAUCCAUACUAUGUGGAACUGAAUCAGAACUUGUAUCUCCAGGCUACACUGCAAUCAUCUGACACCAAUCUCACUUUGUUUGUCGACACAUGUGUGGCUUCUCCUGAUCCCAAUGAUUUUGUGACACAGACUUAUGAUUUAAUACGUAAUGGAUGCAUCAAAGAUUCCACCUAUGUGACCUACCCAACAUAUUACUCAAAUCAGGUUCGAUUUGGAUUCAGCGCAUUUCGCUUCGUACAAAAUUUCUCCAGAGUGUAUUUAGAGUGUAAAUUAACGGUUUGCAACAAAAAUAGCUAUUCUCGCUGUUACCAAGGAUGUAUUAGGCGACAGAAAAGGGCUUCAUCAACUCCUCAUGAGACAUUUAGUGUUGUGGUUGGGCCAAUUGAACUAAAAAAAUUAAACGAAUAAAAUUAGACACUACUACCAUUCAAAUGUUCUUCUAAAUAUA
This is a messenger RNA of Nanorana parkeri, 1619 nucleotides long. Its product is annotated as deleted in malignant brain tumors 1 protein-like. Gene Ontology annotation, cellular component: cell surface. The record is from RefSeq and is a predicted model, not a curated record. The coding region runs from base 308 to 1579 and encodes 423 amino acids. NCBI's taxonomy places the organism in Eukaryota, Metazoa, Chordata, Amphibia, Anura, Dicroglossidae. The transcript has 8 exons.